AUGGUCGGGCUUCAGAACGCCGGGAAAUCGUCUCUGUUGCGAGUCUUAGCGGGAGGUGAAUUCACAAUUGACUCGAUUCCAACGAUCGGUUUCAACACGAAAGACGUGCGAAAGGGGCACGUAACGCUGAAAUGCUGGGACCUCGGCGGCCAACCCCGAUUCAGACCAAUGUGGGAGAGAUACUGUCGCGGAGUCAACGCCAUAGUAUACAUCGUAGAUGCUGCCGAUAGAGAGUCCUUGCCUGUGGCGACAGACGAGCUGCAUGACCUCGUCAAUAAGCCAUCUCUGGAUAGGAUUCCGCUGCUUGUCUUGGGCAACAAAUCCGAUCUCCCUAACAAGCUAUCGGUCGACGAGCUGAUCGAGGAGAUGAACCUCAAGUCUAUUACUCGCCGCGAGGUCAGCUGCUAUGGCAUCAGCGCCAAAGAAGAAACGAAUCUAGAUGCGGUGCUGCAUUGGUUGAUCGCGCGUUCAAGCAAAUAG
This is a messenger RNA of Ophidiomyces ophidiicola, 480 nucleotides long. RefSeq lists its product as uncharacterized. Bases 1 to 480 code for a protein of 159 amino acids. Gene Ontology annotation, cellular component: lysosomal membrane. NCBI's taxonomy places the organism in Eukaryota, Fungi, Ascomycota, Eurotiomycetes, Onygenales, Onygenaceae. Gene Ontology annotation, biological process: protein transport. The record is from RefSeq and is a predicted model, not a curated record. The transcript has 5 exons. Gene Ontology annotation, molecular function: GTP binding; GTPase activity.